AUGGAUUCCACAAUCCAAUAUGAAACCUCUACCCAGCGAGCUCUGGCGAUCCCUGAGAUACUCCGCAUGAUUUUUGACCAGAAAACCGGCUAUGAAGGGAACGCCACUUCGCGCCAUUCCAACCUGCUAAAAUAUGCCCUUGUAAACAGCCUCUGGUUCAGUGAGGCCAUUCCUGUGCUCUGGGCGCGUCCUCAGGCUCCACUAGAUGCGGUAAUGGAAAAGAUCUCACCGGAACGCCGUCAAUUCUACGCGAACUACGUGAUGUGGACGCGAGUCCUGCAGUUUUCCAGCCCUCCUGGAAAGGAGAAGAACUCCUUUUCGGAGAAAGGUCCCCUCCACGGCCUUUUGUUCCCCAAGUUGGUCAGGACUUUUGCGAGUAUCUACACCACGAGUGAUUCGUUUUGUGUUCUUUCGCAAGGGGAAGUUUCCUGGGCUCGUACCAUGUACUUUGAGAGACGUGAGGCCGUGAAUGAGGACGAGAGGAACAUGGAUUCUGUGUUUGGAGUUAUUUCUAACCUGAUGCCCGGUCUUCGACACAUGGCUCUUGCAUACGAUAAGCAUGUGUCUCAUCUUGAAGGAAUGAUUGAGUGUUAUGAGGACAAGCCAGCCUCGGCUUCCAAGGAUCUCCAUUGGUUUGUUCGAGAAGAGCCACCCCAGGAAAAGGAACCCAAAACCGAGGUUGAAAGCAGCCUUCAAGGUAACGCAGAUCGACACAACUGA
This is a messenger RNA of Penicillium paradoxum, 720 nucleotides long. RefSeq lists its product as uncharacterized. The coding region runs from base 1 to 720 and encodes 239 amino acids. The transcript is spliced from 2 exons. Lineage: Eukaryota; Fungi; Ascomycota; Eurotiomycetes; Eurotiales; Aspergillaceae. The record is from RefSeq and is a predicted model, not a curated record.